This is a messenger RNA of Strongylocentrotus purpuratus (purple sea urchin), 2550 nucleotides long. RefSeq names its product prostaglandin reductase-3-like. Gene Ontology annotation, molecular function: oxidoreductase activity. Gene Ontology annotation, cellular component: mitochondrion. The transcript is spliced from 3 exons. The coding region runs from base 34 to 477 and encodes 147 amino acids. NCBI's taxonomy places the organism in Eukaryota, Metazoa, Echinodermata, Echinoidea, Camarodonta, Strongylocentrotidae. The record is from RefSeq and is a predicted model, not a curated record.
AGGGGAAACUAAUUAUUGAAAAGCUGAAGCAGAAUGAGAUUUCCGUAUAUAAAUUGUAACAGACAGCCAGUCACCCCUAAACCUUGUCUAAUUUGCCUUUUAUACUUGUUAUUUGUCAGUUUGGCGAACAAGGGGCGAAUCAUUGUGAUUGGCUUCAUUGAGAGCUAUCAGAAAGAGGGCGCUCUUGCUCCAAAGAAUGAAGGAUCAUGGGCUGGUAUAGUGCUCCAGAAGUCUGCGUCUAUCCGAGGGUUCCUUCUCUUCCACUUUGCUGACCUCUGGAAGCGAUCCUUGACCAACCUGACCCAGCUUCUCAUGGGAGGUCAACUCAAGGUCGCAUAUGACCAAGGCAAACAUGACCCCAAGGGACCGUUCACUGGUCUGGAAGCUGUCUAUGACGCUGUUGAUUACCUAUACUCCAAGAAGAGUGAAGGUAAGAUUGUAGUUGAACUCAACCCAGAAGACAAACCCAAGCUCUAACAAGCAUCUAGCUCUCAAGCAACACUCAGGCAACACUCAGGCCAACCAAAGAACCCAACCAAAGAUAGCAAUGGGAGCACAUGAAGAAGCUAAACGGUUCUUAGCUAUCCUGGAAACCAGGGAAAACCUGGGGGCGUUUCACAAAACUUGUCAUCAGUGACAAAUGACAGUUAUUGUUAUAAGCUACUGAAAUUCUUGAUUCUGAUUGGUUAUCAGCAGAUUUGUCAUUGAUUUUUUUUCAUUUGUCAUUGAGGAAAGGCUUUGUGAAACAGGCCCCUGGUCAAUGUGUUCCACUUUUUCCAGGCAGGGAAUAGUCAGGGAUUCAAGAAAAAUCACUCAAAUCAAGCGAAAUUUUAAUAUCCUACAGAAAUUAGUCAGUCUCAUAUAAUUUUUUGUAUCCAAAGAUCAUAUCCACUAGAUAUUUGGCAACUGGCUUUUUUAAGGCUUGUUCAGAUAUGAAGUGAUAAACAAUAGCGCUUAAAAAAAAAUACUUGUAAUUGAAUGGAAACCGCAACAAAUUGACAAAGGUCUUUCAAGUAUUCAAUUAGCUCUGUAUUAUAAGAUACAGAAUCGUGAAGCCGUAUCACACAGCAACACUGGUUUACCAACUCAUAUCUGAACUAGGCUCUAUUGUAUGUUACCGAUAAUUUGCUUGAAAUAAUGAUCUCCCAAUUGUACAAACUUCAUCACAGGUAAAAGUCUCUGAACCCUCUACUGUGAUCAUCAAUGAUUACACCAUUUAGCACAAACUUAUUGUGGUAAAAUCCACAUUGCAAUUCACCCACAUGGACAAUUCAUAUUCACUCAUGUUUUUGGAGUGGUUUUAAUUGUUCAAUACUUGCUCAAAGUAGCUGAAAUACACAUUUUAAAGAUGUUUGUCCACUCUUUGUAAUAUUUCUUGUCAAUGAAUUUUGUUCAGUGCCUGCCAAAUUGAAAUGAUUCCUUGCCCUUGCUGCACCUGCGUGUAAUGUUAAAUGAAUUAAGAUGAUCAGUACUAAUAAACGAGAAAUGAAAUACAACUUUUCAGAAAAGAUUCACUCAGUUUCACCUGCCUAAAAGCAUGUUAAACUGAGAAUAAGUAUGUUCAGUUUGCAUUCUUGAAAGAGAUGAUUAGUGUAGUGAAAAAUAUUGUGAAGAAAUACCCCCCUUUUUUCACGAUUCUUUUUUCCAUAUUUUUGAAUUAGCUAUACAAUUACCUGCCUGAUCAAUUGAAUUGAAAUCAAAAUGAAAUAUAAUUUGUAUUUCCCAUCAUGCAUCAGGUAUGGUCAAACAGUCGGUAGGACCAAAUAGAGCUCAAAGCCGUUAUGUGAGAAUUCUUCUUGAUGUAAUAACAUUUUCUUGUACAUGUAGAUUUUAAAUGUUCAUUUAGUUGAAGAAGUUGCUCAGGUGCUUUGCUAAAUCACUUCCUAUGGGUGAAGUGUCUUCAUUCAAAUUUCCUUACAACUUUAUAAUUCUUACUGCUUUCUUAUUAAAAAGAAGCCUCUUUUGUUGAGGGGGGGGGGGGGUAUGGGUUAUUACGGAUUUCCCUGAAGCAAUGGAAGCUUGGGCCAUUCUCCGAAUCAAGAUUUAGAGAGCAGGUUUUAUUUACGCACACUCGCCUGCUCUAGCAACGCCCUGGACGCUAAGCUAGAUUUUUUUUAAUGAAAAGAAAUCACUGUAAUGAUUAUAUUUGAAUACUUGUAAAUAAUAAAUUACAUGCUGCAUAUAAAGAAGAUGUACGGGUGUCUUUUUUAGAAGAUUUGAAUUCAAUUUUUAUAUUUUUUUUGAAAUUUACACAUGUAAUUGUGUCGAUGAUUGGUCAUUAUGAAAAUGAUUCACUUUAUGCAUGUAUUUGUGUCAAUACGAGUCUACGACUCUUAUACAAGUUUAGUAAUGAUUUAGUCAGCGCAGGAGAUGAUAUCUGUAUACAUUUAUAUAACCAUAUAUCUUAUAAAUUUUCAUUAAAAAUUGUCAUGAUUAUCAUACAAGCUUUUGUAAAAUGUUAAUUUUGAUGGGAAAAUGGACAAAUAUCAUGUUAUAUAUGUAUUUGGUAUAUUAUGAAAUAAAAGUAGGUUUUACUCAAAGCAACAUGAA